GGUCGGGGAUUACAAAGGGGAAUCUUUAGUUGAGGAUCUGAAUCUCUAUGAAAGAUGUGUUGCCGCGUAAUCUUCAUGAUGAUAUAGAUUGUGUGGGGAUUGAUGAUUACGCCUUGCGGCUAGGGAGACUCGAGAAGAGGCAUGUCUUGAGAGUCCAUCGCAAACGCUAAGGUACAAGAUGAACAUCCAAAACACAAUUCAGUAUCCCUACAGACAUACGGGCAUGUAUAUAUGUCUACAUGUUUCUGGUGUCUAUUUGAUCAGCGUCACUCUCUUCUCUUUACCUGUUCCCAUCUUCCCUACGUGUUCUCCGCCCACUCAAUCCUUCUGUAAAGUUUCUUGUAUCUUCCUCACAACGGUUUAUGCCCCCCUACUCGCUGGUCUUGCAGCCAGUCGUCUCGUCUCCGGAGCCGCUAUUCAUAACCGCGCCAGCCGCCAAGUGACCACCUCUUACGGUAUACUCCAAGGUGGUAUUUCCGAACUCAACAGCAAUGUCAAUGUCUACAAGGGCAUUCCAUUUGCUACCCCUCCAACUGAUGAAUUGCGGUGGACUGCACCUACCUCGCCUGCCCCCUGGUCCGGCGUCCUGAACGCAACAACCUUUGGUGCUGACUGCCCUCAAGGUGCUAGCGAUGUGGGGCUUUUUACGUCUGGCAAUACUAAUAUUGCGGAAGAUUGUUUGUAUCUGAACGUCUGGGCGCCCGCCAACGCAACACCUACCUCGAAGCUCCCAGUCUAUGUGUGGAUUUACGGAGGAAGAUUUGAGCUUGGGUCUGGAAGUGUGCCAACCUAUGAUGGUACCCACCUCGCAUCUAAGGAUAUUGUGGUUGUGACUUUAAAUUACCGUAUGGGACCAUUUGGAUUCCUUGCUCAUCCUGAUCUGUCUGCCGAGUCGGGAAAUAACGCCUCUGGUAACUACGGUCUCUUGGAUCAGAUCCAAGCUUUAACAUUCCUUCGUUCGGAAAUCGCAGCUUUUGGUGGUGAUCCAGAUCACAUGACUGUUGGUGGUCAAUCUGCUGGAUCCGCUAGUGCUUUGGACAUGAUGUACAGCCCAUUGACCGAUGGAAUGAUUGUUGGAUGUAUCCCCGAAAGUGGCGCCCGAGGUGUUCAUGACCCCGAGACAUACACUCUGGCUACCAGUCACCGGGACAAGGACGUAGCAGAAGCAGCUGGUGUAGACUUCUUAUCGACCUUAAACGUUACCACAAUAGCUGAGUUGCGCAACAUCAGUAUGGAAACUCUUCUAGAAUACAACUUGAUCUCUGAUACCGUUCUCGUUGGUACCGCUUUCGAGAACGUGAGUUCUUUCAUGGAGCCCCCUGCUUGGCGCCCUGUUAUCGAUGGCUAUGUCCUUCCCCACAACUACGGUCAAUCAUUGUCCUUGAAUGCUCACUCUGAUAUCCCUAUCUUGACCGGAAACAAUGCCGAUGAAACCGGCUCAGGCCUCGCUUUGGACGACUUUACCACCCAAUUCACCGAGAUGUUCGGGAAUCUUUCUACCCGGUUUUUCGACUUGUACCCCGCCACCAACGACUCCAACGCCGUCACAUUGACCAAAGAAAUGUACCGCGAUUUGAGCCGCACGUCAACUUGGGACUGGGCCACGGCGUGGUAUGCAGGCGGAGCCAAGAGCAACGUCUACGUCUAUUAUUUUACUCAUUCCCCACCUAACCAAACCGAGGGUGUCUAUCACGGUGCUGAACUAUGGUAUGCUUUCGGUAACAUCCCCACCUACUACAACUUCACCUGGACCAAACAAGACUAUGCUCUCCAAGAUCAAAUGUCCGGAUACUGGGCGAACUUCAUCAAGACUGGCAACCCUAACGGAGGAAGUCUUGCCGAGUUCCCUGCAACUACCUCCGAUGUGAAACAAGCCAUGUGGUUGGGAGACACAACCGGAUCGUCCUACCUCACUCCCAGCGAUGAUAAAUUCAGUUUCAUGCAGGACUUCUUCGCCCAACAAAUCGAAUUCUAGGCUCUCGGAGACCUGCUCUGUGUUUAAACGUCUUUUGUGUCAAUCAUUACUUUUUUUUAAUAUGCUAGAUGAGUACUAAGGUACUACAUUGUCACCAUGUAUUCAAAAUUUUCUUUCUCCUGCACGAGUAGCUUGUAUCAACAACACUUGGUUCGACUGCAGCCAAAAUUAUCUCAUUUUAGGAUAGGAUCUAUAGACUUUUAUUUGGAUUUUAUAUUACUUUCUCUUUGCUCUUGGGGAUAGUUUGGUGUAAAUUGCAGCCAAUAUAGUUACUUAAAAUGCAUAGAAAAGAUGUUUAUACUAUCUGAAACUUCGUCACAAAGUA
Molecule: messenger RNA, 2300 nt
Organism: Botrytis cinerea B05.10
Lineage: Eukaryota; Fungi; Ascomycota; Leotiomycetes; Helotiales; Sclerotiniaceae
Exons: 2
Coding region: 179-1975 (598 amino acids)
Molecular function (GO): cholinesterase activity
Source: RefSeq, a predicted model, not a curated record